UGUAAGUCAGUAGAGAAAAGCAUCAGCUAAAUGAAUAAAUGUAAUGUUUCAGGGCUGGUAAUUUCGAGCAGUGUGGUGAAAGUGGACCAGGAAAACAGUAUAUUGUAUUAUGUAGCCACACUGCAGAACUGAGAAAUUAAGCUACCAUACACCAAUGCCAUUACUUGUAAGAACUGGCUUAGAAUUCUAACACCCAGAGGUUUUUCUUUCCUCCCUCCACUUUCAGUCGGGAGUUUUUGUUUCUUUCGUCCUGGCUAGUACAGCUUUAUAAAAGUAUUGACAAUGUAUUACGCUAGUUCUGUAGUCAACAUUCUUGCGCGUGAGCCACGACGGAGAGCCAGCUAUAUAAGCUCGUGGCUCGCGCUGUGACCCGCGCUCUUUUUUUUCUUCUUUCUUUUACUGGGGCGCUGGGAGGGGGUGGUUUAGUGGGUCCUUCAUGAAUAGAAGUCAUUCUUCACCUUCCGUCUGGCUAGAGCAUUAGUAGUGAGUGGGUCGAAAACAGAAGAUGUCCGCUCGUCACGGGAGCUACGCCGCUAAGCGCAUAUGUCUGUAUCCAGAGCCCUUUGCCUGCUAUGUUGAGAAUUUUUUUGCACACCCGACCAGUAGCGGUAGUUUGGAGUGCAAAAGUUAAGUUCAGCUUGCAGGAAACGUACAGUUAAUCUAAGUCUACUGAACAGCUCUACGACCUUCCUCAGGAAAAAGGGAGAAACUGAGUUGGUCGUUUGGAGCUUCGACGCUACAAGUUUAGUGCAGCCCGCUGAGAGAAGAGAGCCGACAUGUCGCACUAACGAGGAGCCGCGGUGCCACAGCUGUCCUCGAGACGCCCGCUCCACACUGACUCGGCGACUGCGCUGAGGCGGGGCGCACGCGGCCGCGCCACUCCCCUGGCCGGGCCUCGGAGACUCCGCACUUCGCCUACACGCAGGGACGAGAGACACGCGCACAAAAAUACACACUUGGUUGACGAGUUUUCGCCGAAGUACAGCCCGAAGCGGGAGAAACGCGGAAAACGGGCAAUGAAGUAGAGUGAGCGCGGCGGGAGACUCCAUGGAGGCGGCAAGGAGUCGGCUGCGGCUCGCGCUGCUUCUGCUGGGAGUCGCGAGCGCGAUGGCCAGAGAAGUAUGCCUUGGGACAGAUAUGAAGCUGACGCUACCAUCGAGCCCUGCGAACCAGUACAAGAUACUGGAGCUGCUGUACACCGGGUGCGAGGUGGUGCAUGGCAACCUGGAGAUCACUCAUCUGCAUGGGACGCCAGACCUUAGCUUUCUGCAGGGCAUUGUGGAGGUGCAGGGCUACGUCCUGAUUGCCCAUCUGUCUGUGGCCUCAGUGCCCCUGGAUAACCUGCGUAUUAUCAGGGGCAGCCAGCUUUAUAACUCCAGUUAUGCCCUGGCUGUGAUGGACAAUGUGGGCUUGACAGAGCUGCGCAUGAGGAGCCUCACAGAGAUCCUUCUGGGAGGUGUCUACAUUGGGGGCAACCCUUCGCUGUGCUUUCCAGACCCACAGAAGAUCCAGUGGAAUGACACGUUGGAUGAGCAGAACACACACAAGCAUUUGUAUUUGCAGCAGCGCUCCCCAAACUGCCAAAGCUGCUCCCCGUCUUGUAAGAAUCGAGCCUGCUGGGGAAAAACAGACCAGGACUGUCAAACCUUGACUCAUCUGCAGUGUGCGUCGGGAUGCCUUCGCUGUAAGGGCCCCCAGUCCAACGACUGCUGCCACAAGCAGUGCGCUGCCGGCUGCACGGGGCCCAAGGACACGGACUGCCUGGCAUGUCGCCACUUUAAUGACAGCCGGAUCUGUAAGGAUAGCUGCCCACCUCCCACCAUCUAUGACUCAGUGGCCUAUCAGUCCAAACCCAACAAGGACAAGAAGUACAGCUUGGGUGCUACCUGCGUUAAAGAGUGCCCACAAAAUUACCUGGCCAUGCCAGUUGCCUGUACCAAAGUGUGUCCGAAAGCCAAUCAAGAAGUCAUCACCAUCUUGUCCAAUGGUGAGGAGAGCCAAAAAUGUGAAAAGUGCGAUGGGGAGUGUCCCAAAGUGUGCUAUGGUCUAGGAAUGGACACUUUGCAGGGUGUCCGUGCAGUGAAUGCCUCCAACAUCAAACUCUUUUCUGGCUGUGAGAAGAUCUUUGGCAGUCUGGCCUUCCUCCCUGAGACCUUUCAUGGGGACCCCGUCACCAACACGUCAGCCUUGGAGCCCACCCAACUUGACGUGUUCCAAAGCCUACGAGAGCUCACAGGUUACUUGUACAUUGAGGCAUGGCCAGCGAACUGGACAGACUUGGGUGUGUUUGAGAAUCUGGAGGUGAUAAGGGGAAGAAUGCUUUAUAGAGGCGUGUUCUCACUGGGUGUGCAGUACUUGCACGUGGAAUCUUUGGGUCUACGAUCUCUGCGGCGUGUCAGCGGUGGACUCAUACUGCUGCAUGGUAACCACCGGCUCUGCUACACAACCUCCAUCCCCUGGGCGGCACUCAUGCACCCUAUGGAGGGGCCGCAUCUCAUCCUCUCUGACAACAGGAGCCCUGAGGAGUGUGGUGCGGCCGGGCAGUCCUGCCACCACCUCUGUGCUGAUGAAAGAUGCUGGGGGCCCGGUCCAAGCCAGUGUGUGUCUUGUCUGAAGUUCCGGCGCGGGACUGAGUGUGUUGAGGAGUGUAACAUCCAGCAGGGGCUUGAGCGCGAGUACGUUGAGGGCCGCACAUGUGUCCGGUGCCAUCCCGAAUGCCGCCCCAUGAAUGGCUCUGAGUCGUGCUACGGACAGGAAGCAAACCAGUGUCGCGAGUGCCGCCACUUCCAGGAUGGUGACACCUGUGUGCCACGCUGCCCCAGUGGGAUGAAGGGAGAGCAGCACAAUGUGUGGAAAUACGCCAACACCACUGGACACUGCCUGCCUUGCAGCAUAAACUGCACCAUAUCGUGCAAUGUGCUGGAUGAUAGGGGCUGUCCAGUCCAUCCAAGGGCAGGGCCAGGUACCUCAAUUGCUGCAGCAGUGGGAGGGUUGCUGCUCUUCCUCAUCCUGGCAGCGUUGCUCGUGUUCUACCUGCGCCGACAGAAGCACCUGAAGAAAAAGGAGGCCAUGAGGAGGAACAACCCGGAGGAGCACGGGCUCGUGGAGCCCUUGAACCCUAGCGGUGCGAUGCCUAAUCAGGCCCAGAUGCGCAUUCUGAAGGAGACGGAGUUGAAAAAGCUGAGGGUGUUGGGCUCUGGGGCCUUUGGUACAGUUUACAAGGGCGUCUGGGCACCUGACGGAGAGAAUGUGAAGAUCCCCGUGGCCAUCAAGGUAUUGAGGGAAAACACCUCACCUAAGGCCAACAAGGAGAUCCUGGAUGAGGCCUAUGUGAUGGCGGGAGUGGCCAGCCCAUAUGUGUGUCGUCUGCUGGGCAUCUGCCUGACGUCCACGGUGCAGCUUGUCACUCAGCUCAUGCCCUAUGGCUGCCUGCUAGACUAUGUGCGUGAGAACAAGGACCACAUCGGCUCCCAAUACCUGCUCAACUGGUGUGUUCAGAUUGCCAAGGGUAUGAGUUACCUGGAGGAUGUCCGCCUGGUUCAUAGGGAUCUGGCGGCUCGCAACGUUCUGGUGAAGAAUCCCAACCAUGUCAAAAUCACCGACUUUGGUUUGGCCCGCCUCCUAGAUAUCGACGAAACCGAGUACCAUGCUGACGGGGGCAAGGUACCCAUCAAGUGGAUGGCCCUCGAGUCCAUCCUGCAGAGGAGGUUCACACACCAGAGUGACGUCUGGAGUUACGGAGUGACAGUAUGGGAGCUGAUGACGUUCGGGGCCAAGCCUUAUGAUCUGAUCCCUGCCAGAGACAUCCCAGAACUACUGGAGGGGGGAGAUAGGCUUCCCCAGCCCCUCAUCUGCACCAUGGAUGUCUACAUGAUCAUGGUCAAGUGCUGGAUGAUUGACCCUGAGAGUCGACCGAAGUUCCGGGAGCUAGUGACAGAGUUCAGCACCAUGGCUCGAGACCCCUCUCGAUAUGUGGUCAUCCAGAAUGAUGAUCAGAUGAGUUUGGCCAACCCUGUGGACAGCCAUUUCUUCCGCAUGCUGCUGGAGGAGGAGGGGGUCACGAUGACUGAACUCCUGGAUGCAGAGGAAUACCUGGUGCCCCAGACAGACCUUUUCAAAGCCUCGGGAGAGGUGGUCAGCAACGGGCACUCCAGACAUCACUCACACAGGAGCGCUGAGCACAGCCUGGACUGGGAGAUCCAAACGGGAGGACGCAGCAUGAAUCUGUCUGUCAGCACCCUGGGAAGGAGUCAGUACCCCACGUUGCCUAUGGGAGCCACUGUGAAAGGGCAGUGGGGACCAUCGUACUCAGUGUUGGCCCGUAGUGCGUCUCACCGGUCAGCGGGGGACCAGUCGGAUUCCGUCUUCCUCGAUGCCAUGCCAGAGUCUGGCUCUCAUCUCAACGGCAUGGGUCCAGGGCUACGGUACUAUGAAGAGCCCACGUUGGCUGGCGGUGGCGAUAGCCACGUGGAGACGGACGGGCCAGUUGCGUUCUCCUCGCAGACACUCUCCCAGGGGGGUUGGGGGCAGCCUGAAUACGUGAACCAGGCAAUGCAGAGCGGUGGCACAGGGUGUGCGGAGCGCCCCAGCACAUUGCCGCGGAGAGCAUCGGGGGGCCCUCGGCGCCUCUGCAGUGGCCUGGCACCUGGAAGCAGCGUGGAGAACCCCGAGUACCUGGUGCCGAUUGCAGGCCACUCACCCGCCUUUGACAAUCCUUUCUACGUGGAUGUGGCCAAGGCGCGGGCCAUGGGUGCUGACAUGGAGGGACCACCCCCUCCUCGGCUACCCAACGGCUUUGUCACUCCCACCGCGGAGAACCCCGAGUACCUGGGGCUGGCCGACCCCUGGAGCAGGCAGCGUGAGCGUGGCCCCACCUGAGCUGGGAACGCUCCGACAGGCCUCACUGUCAGCCUGUGGCGGCCCUGACCUGGGGAGGGCCCCCACACGGCUGUUUCUUCUUCCUAUUUCACACUGCCUUCCUUUCUCGGUGCACACCUCAACACCUUUCUUGCCUGUGAGGCAAAAACGAAAGACGAGAGCGUCUCUGCACCACAUGCGUCCACCUGGUGGGUCCUCUGUGACUGCACUUGCGCACAGGUAUACGGAUCGUCUGUGUGAUUGUGCACGGAGAAAGUCAGUGAACAAGAAACGUCAAAUUUGGCAGGCAAGAGAAUGUAGCAUUUACACAAGGAACUUGUUUUAUUGUGGUGAAGACUGGAAUUGCAUAAAUAAUUCCUUUAAGCUCAUUGGAGUGACACGGAGCUCUUGAUGUCCCUCAGGUUGCAGUACGGUGUUUUAGUGACAGAAGUGACAUGCGAUGUUUGAACAGUUUCUCAUGCAGCUGAAUUAAGGUUCCCUGCUGAAGAAGCACUUCCUUAGUUUCCCUGUUUGGGAUACACCAUGAACAAAACUGCCAACAGUCGCAAGAAGAUGGUGUUGAUUUCAGUCCACUAUGAAGUAUCUUCUCAGCAAUCGGUUUUAGACAUUUGGGGCUAAGCUUGAUGGAAUAACAUCAGUGUUCUCAACAAUGGCUUACAGAGACAUGUUUCAAAAGUCCUGGCCCAAUCAGCUGUCUCACAGGAGCAAAUGAAAGACAAUAAUUGCAAAAAGAAACAGCUAAGGGAGAUCCGAAUAAAAUAAAGGUUCACUUUAAUUUGAGAAAAAGAUUCUAAAAUGCGGUUUCCCUCCAUUUUUUCUGAGACAUGAGGGUUUCCGUAUGUCAGUUUGAUUAGAGCGUGUGACCUUUAUCACUUCCCAAGCAUACAGUUGUACCCAGAGCUUAUCUGUGGAGCUCCUUUGGUUAGAGAACCAUCAACUCUGAGGGAUAUCGACUAUUGACCUUCAGCGCACAUUGUAGGACUGGACCAGUCAACGUGAGCACCUGUAGGAGGCCUUGAUCGAUAUGUUUGUUCCUCAACACCUUCCUUUCACUCAAGUUCAGAAGGACACGAACGUGCUGGAUGUAUAGACUAUUCCUGAGCAUGAUCAAACAAAAGUGAAUUUCAGACAAACCGCUCAAGAUGAGGCCUGCAAAAAAAGCAAAGGCGAGUGCACGUUUCCUCAAAGUGAUGCCACCAAAGAGUUUGACUGACCAUGUGUGACUUUUCAUCGCAGAGCCCCGUUUCACUGAAUAACACCAGUGCUAUGGUGUGCUAAGGAUCCAAGUGCACGUGGCGCAUGGAAUGGCUAAUGUGGUGAACCGACAAGACAGCGAUCAAGACUAGAAGGCAGCUAGGAAUAGAGACAUUAUGCAUUUUGAUUUUGCCCCUUGGUGUUUGUGGCUGAGAAUUUAAUACGCAACCCUGCAGAGUGACUGCGAGGCAGCAACUGUCAUUCAGACGGCUGUCGCUAGAGGUAAUUCUGCUAUAUGAAUGGCACCAUUUGUUCACGAAGGAAGCCCCCCUCCCCUGGCUUGCCUCUCGCCAUCACGCAGAUUGCAGUUAAUGUGUACCCGCUUGACAAGGCUGGCUCUGCUGGCGCAGUCACUGAACAAUAGACAGAGGCGGAAUCUCGUGGCUGAGACGGCAGAAGGAAUGCCGACAGGGCAGAGCAAGGCGGGGGGAUGCUAAAGAGGAGCAUAACAGCGCCACCCCUCAACUCAGUCAUCGCUACUUUAGCUCAACCUGGCAAAAGAGGAUGCUCUGCCAAUACCUGCGUUAAUAAUUGACUUUUUGAGGAAAUUAAUAAGCUGGCCGGACGCUGAAAUAUCCUGUGUCCAAAAGUGGAGGUUAUGCCGAAACACGGGCUUUCUGUGGCUGAGAGCACUCAGUCGCGUGGGUGGAGAAACUCACUGGCACUGUGAGCUUGCCACUUCUCGCUUACGGUUCGCACGCCCAGAGCGUUUGAGGGAAUUUCACUUCCUGGAAUUCUCUGCCUUUGAAUUCCUGCAUUAAUCAGAGCAAAACCCAAAAUAAUGUGAUUCUGUACCUCUAGCUGUUACACACUGGAUUCUGUAAUGCAGAGAAACAAAGGAUAAGGGCCACUCGUUGUGGAUCCUGCACGGAUCUGCAGACCUCCCAAAAUAGCCCAAACGAUUCAAGUCCAGCACCACGUGGGAACUUGAUCUGUUCUGCAAGAACUGAGUGACACUACAGGCUCCUGCUGAAGGCCACAUAUAGAACAUAAAUCUGACACUGGCUCUGACCUGCGACACUCCCUCUGAUUACAGCCACAGUGCCAGUGGGGGUGGUACGGGGGUUGGAAGAACUGUGAAUGUUUAAGAAAGUAGGUUAAAGAAGAGCGUAUUUCGAUUUAACAUUUUUCAAAAUGGUACAUUUCCUUGUACAUGCAUAUUAUAUAUGGGCAGCUGUGUGCAACUUAUGGGGAGUUCAUUGUGAUGUUUUUUCUGGGGUUUUCUAUCAAAUAGUUUGCAGUACAAUACUAAAAAGUUAGAAAAGGACUAAACAGAUGCAACAUGAUCAUGUCAGACAAGGCAAACAAAGUUAUAAACUUCGCAGAAUCGGGUUGGGUACCUUAUUGAUUCUUUUUACUGUGAAGAGAAAUCUUGAGCUGCCGGGGAGAUUUACAGCAUCACAACAGCUGAAUAAAUACAUUUAUAAUUCAGAAUUUUACAAGGAAUCAAUCACUUAAGUACUCUGAAUAUAAGAAACAGUUUUCUUACCGUGGCAUUGACUUACAAAACUCAGUCACUCUUAUAAAACCAGACAUUUCAUUACAAUCAAACCAACAAGUGUAUUCCCACCUUAGUGUGAGUUUUUUCUUUUUUUAAAAAAAAAAAA
Messenger RNA from Scleropages formosus (Asian bonytongue), 7739 nucleotides. Its product is annotated as receptor tyrosine-protein kinase erbB-2-like. The record is from RefSeq and is a predicted model, not a curated record. Gene Ontology annotation, molecular function: transmembrane receptor protein tyrosine kinase activity; ATP binding. Gene Ontology annotation, cellular component: basal plasma membrane; plasma membrane; signaling receptor complex. Gene Ontology annotation, biological process: neuron differentiation; positive regulation of cell population proliferation; multicellular organism development. The transcript has 27 exons. NCBI's taxonomy places the organism in Eukaryota, Metazoa, Chordata, Actinopteri, Osteoglossiformes, Osteoglossidae. Bases 1048 to 4878 code for a protein of 1276 amino acids.